AAUGCAUAUUGUGUUUGUCUUCCCUCCAUUCACGCUACACCUCAAUCCAUCUUCUUCUUCUUCUUCCUCCCAAAUCUCCCAAUUCUCCGAUUCCAAACCCAACCUCCACUCCCAGAUUCCGUUCUCGAUUUCCCCAUCACCGCCACUCUCAGUGGGACCCACUCUCACACACAUCACCCCGGUACUACUACUACCUACCACCACCACCCUCUUCUCCUUUUCCGAUCAAGUUUCCAUUUUUACCCUUCCAACCAACUCACCAACGGAAAUGAAUCGUGGGUUUCAGUUCUCAACGCUUUUCAUCAAAUGUAGCUCUCAGUAUCUCGAAUUGUUGUAAAAUGUGAUGCGAUGGAGAAUCAGAAAAUUUCUAGAUUUGGAUUUUGAAUUGUUAGAGAAUUUUGAAUUUUGAAAGAAUUUUUGGAUUUGUAGAUUUUGGUUUUGUUGUUGUUGAUGUUGAAAAGGAGAUGAAAUUGAAAGGAGAGAGAUGACUGGAGUGUCAUUGGGUCUACGAACAGGUAGCUAUGGUUCUCUGCAGUUGAUUCAAAACGGAAACUAUUCGCAGGUACCGGUGCUUGUUCGUAGACCUUCAAAGACGCUCCUUUAUAACCCCAAAGAUAAAGAAAGGGGUUGUCCUUAUAUUUGUCGCCAUCUUGGACGAGGCAAGGUUGCUAUGCUUCUCAUGCUUCUUUGUGGCCUUUUCAUUUUUGUCUUUGGUUGUUUUACACUUUACAAAGGUGGAAACAUUGAAAACCCACGAGCUUAUGCCAUUAGUACCUAUGAAGCUAUAGACAUUGGUGGAACAAUAAAAGCUAAGUUAAAGGAUAAUAUUAUAUCGAGACCGACGCCGUUGCCAAAUAGGCAUAAGAGUUCAUUCAGGGAUCCUCCUGUUUUCCAUUUAGAAUCUUCAUAUAAUUUAAAAGGAAAAAAAGGAUCUUCCUCUACCGCGGGGCAUCUUUGUGACAACUUUGCAUUUCCUCCUCCUCCACCGGCCAAUAGAAGACGUACUGGACCACGACCAUGUCCUGUGUGCUAUGUUCCUGUGGAGCAAGCUAUAGCUAGUAUGCCAAUUUCCCCAUCAGAGUCUCCCGUACUUCGCACUCUCACAUAUGCGCAUAAUGAAAAUAUGUUUCCAAGGGAACCAGAGGGCGGCUCUGAUUUUGGUGGAUACCCUUCUCUGGAAGAAAGGGAUGCUUCUUUUGAUAUAAAAGAGACUAUGAAAGUGCAUUGUGGAUUUGUCAAAGGAAGCAGACCUGGUCGUCGGACUGGAUUUGAUUUUGACGAGGAAGAUCUCUUAGAGUUGGACCAGUACCAUGACAUCAUUGUUGCAUCUGCCAUAUUUGGAAACUAUGAUGUAUUACAGCAGCCCAGGAACAUCAGUAGACAAGCAAAGAAAAAUAUUCCUUUCUUCAUGUUCAUUGAUAAAGAGACAGAAAUAUAUAUGAGAAAUGCCAGUAUUUUGGAUAGCAGCAGAAGAAUUGGAUUGUGGAGAAUCAUUGUUGUCCGGAAUAUUCCAUAUGCUGAUUCUAGGCGUAAUGGAAAGAUUCCUAAACUUCUUUUGCACAGAAUCUUCCCCAAUAUCCGAUAUUCAAUUUGGAUUGAUGGGAAGCUUGAGCUCGUUGCAGAUCCAUAUCUAAUUCUUGAAAGGUUCUUGUGGCGCCCAAAUGCUACUUUUGCCAUUUCGAGACAUUACAGACGCUUCGAUGUCUUUGUUGAGGCCGAGGCUAAUAAAGUAGCUGGAAAAUAUGAAAAUGCUUCCAUUGAUCGCCAAGUUCAAUUUUAUCAAUACCACGACGGUUUAACUCAUUAUUCCAGGGCUAAGCUUCCUAUAACUAGUGAUGUUCCUGAAGGUUGUGUUAUCAUUAGAGAACACAUUCCAAUUACAAAUUUGUUUACCUGCUUAUGGUUCAAUGAAGUUGAUCGCUUUACUUCGAGGGAUCAGUUAAGCUUUUCCACAGUAAGAGACAAAAUAAUGGCAAAAGUGGAUUGGAGUAUCAAUAUGUUUCUGGAUUGUGAAAGGCGUAACUUUGUGAUACAGGCUUACCAUAGAGACGUAUUGGAAAACAUGCCUCCUCCUUCUCCUCCAGUUAUUGUAAUUCGGCGUCCUAAUCCACCUGUUUCCUACAAGCCUCCGACGAAGAAGAAUCCUAGGCACGGAAGAGAUAGGAGAUCAGGCUCUAGGCGUCAUCGUAAAGUAGUAGACAAUGUUGUUAUGAACCAAAUUUUAAUUUAGUCUUAAUAUUUUCUCCUUGAGAUUUUGGUUUCUUCUGUAACACAAGGUUCUAAAUUGUAAAUGCAUUCUUUGUUGCAAAUUAAUUAUACAUGAAAGAGCUCUGAACAACUGAUACCAUUUCGAAAUUGUUGCUUCCUUUUUAUGUUUUAAUUGUAAAUAUCUGUCUUUGACAAGAUCCUUCCUUACCUUUUUCAAAAGGGUAAGAAAAAAAAAGGGAGAAAGAAAUGGGUUAUCAGUUGUGCAUUUUACACAAAAUACAAUUUGUAUUCAUAAGUUAUAUUGUUAGUUAUUUUUUUUUUUGACAGAAGUUAGUUAUUUUUUUAAUCUUCA
Messenger RNA from Trifolium pratense (red clover), 2560 nucleotides. Its product is annotated as probable hexosyltransferase MUCI70. Bases 485 to 2230 code for a protein of 581 amino acids. The record is from RefSeq and is a predicted model, not a curated record. NCBI's taxonomy places the organism in Eukaryota, Viridiplantae, Streptophyta, Magnoliopsida, Fabales, Fabaceae. The transcript has 9 exons.